CAAGUAAGACGUGUCUACGUUUGCUGCCUGCCUUUUAGAGAGUUCAAAAAAUGGAAACAGUUAUGUUCUUAUUCCCACAGUUGAAUGUGUUUGGUCCAAAAGAGGAGCCUUACUAUAAAAUCAUCAAAUCUGGAGAAAGUGAGGUAGUUAAAAGAGAAAACAAUAGCAGAGCUAAAGAAAAAAGAAAUCGACUCAGCCUACUUCUUCAGAAAUCUGAGUAUAAUGAGAAUGAUGAUAGCAGCAAUAAAGCAGAGAAAUCUCCAAAAUCAACAAGAGACUCCUCUUGUGAAUGUCUGAAGUGGAGUGAAUCAUUACAGACUUUGCUUUUUCACAAAGAUGGAUUGCAUGCCUUCAGUAAUUUCCUAAGGAUGGAGUUCAGUGACGAAAACAUUGACUUCUGGUUAGCAUGUGAAGACUAUAAGAAAACAAAACAGUCGUGUAAACUACCGCCUAAAGCAAAGAAGAUCUAUGAAGAAUUCAUACAAACCGAUGCACCAAAAGAGGUUAACCUGGAUGCCAGAACUAAGGAGAUUACAGCAAACAACAUGAGAAAUCCCUGUUUUACCAGUUUUAACUUAGCACAAAGUGCAAUCUACAACUUAAUGGAACAGGACAGUUAUCCACGGUUCUUGAAAUCAGAGUCUUACCUGGACAUGUUCAAGUACAACCAGUUAGUUAGUAAUCCUCACAGAAGAAGAUCCCGGUCAUUUAAUAACUGCAGUGAAUUUAAGGAAGCAAGAGCUGAUUUCACUUUUUCUUUAUAGGUAAUUAUUCAGCUUUGCACCUGGAUAAGACUGUACAAAGGACACUCUGCACUGAGAUGCACUGGCAUACGUAUGGAUACUGUCUGGCAUGUACAAUUUAGAACAAGAUAUAUAUAUAUAUAUAUAUAUAUAUAUAUAUAUAUAU
Molecule: messenger RNA, 909 nt
Organism: Protopterus annectens (West African lungfish)
Lineage: Eukaryota; Metazoa; Chordata; Ceratodontiformes; Protopteridae
Product: regulator of G-protein signaling 18-like
Exons: 5
Coding region: 51-764 (237 amino acids)
Source: RefSeq, a predicted model, not a curated record